AUGUUCGGGGCCUCUGUUGUCGCCUGUGCGCUGCUAGCAUUACAAGUGCUAGCUCAAAGUGACAGCAGCAGAUCCGAUGAGGGUACUGGGAGUGCCAUCACACUGACCGGCAGCAAUACCGCAUCCAUAACACUGAACGGUGGUAACUACGUUGCAGUCACUACCGGCGUUACCUAUGCUAGUGAUGGCGAGACUAUCACCUUCACCCGCACAACCUCCGGUAUCGAACGACCGACAGACCUCUCAAGUGCAUUGGCGUCGGCCACAAAUGCUUCAUCGACCACGGGAAACUCGACGUCUGCGACACAGACACUACUCGUGGGUGGGACUGCCACAACUGGCGCCAAUGCUACGUCCGGUAACAAUGCCACUUCCACCACUUCCUCCGUUCAACCCACAAAUACCGUUCCUUGCAACGGCUUCCCCGAGUUCUGUACACGAUCCUACAGCAAUAUCACCUACAUAGCAGCACAUAAUUCGCCCUUCGUCCGUCCGGGAAAUAUUGCCAGCAACCAAGAGCUGCAGGUCCUCUCUCAGUUGAACGACGGCAUCCGUAUGUUACAGUUUCAAGUGCACGAUGUAAAUGGGACCAUGAUGUUGUGCCACACGAGCUGCGAUCUGCUCAAUGCGGGCCCGCUGGAAGACUAUCUGAGGACUGUGUACGGCUGGAUGCAGGACAAUCCAUACGAUGUGGUGACCAUCUUGAUGGGCAACUAUGGUAUGGUCCCUCCAGAGAGCUUCGUCGAGCCCGUCCGCAAUUCGGGCCUUCUCAAAUACGCCUACAUACCGCCGCAGAGACCCAUGGGACUCGAUGAUUGGCCGGCCUUGGGUGAUAUGAUACUUCGUCAGCAAAGGGUCGUCUUUAUGCUCGACUACCAGGCCAACCAGGACGAGAUUCCUUGGCUGCUCGACGAAUUCUCGCAAAUGUGGGAGACUCCGUUCUCGCCAACCGAGAGGAGCUUUCCUUGUACUGUCCAGCGACCACCAGAUCAAUCCGAGGAGACGAGUCGCGACAGAAUGUUCAUGGCUAACCAUAACCUGAACCUCGAGGUGGCUUUAGCAGGCAUCAGUCUUCUUAUCCCAGCUUCCAAUCUCCUCAACGAGACCAACGCCGUCGAAGGCUUCGGCAGUGCUGGGUUGGCCGUCACCAACUGUACGCAAGACUGGAAUCGACCACCCAACUUCGUCCUUGUCGAUUACUACAACGUUGGCAAUUUCAACGGCUCUGUAUUCCAAGUUGCGGCUACGGCAAACAACGUCACCUAUGACACAGACUCGUGCUGCGGUACUAAUCAGAGGAGUUUCCGCAGUGGUGUUGAAAAGACUGCUUCGCCAAAGGGAGGUCUGCUGGCUGUGGUCUUGGUGGCUGGCCUUGUUAUUGGCUGGUAG
Cyphellophora europaea CBS 101466 is the source of this 1389-nucleotide messenger RNA. RefSeq lists its product as uncharacterized. The record is from RefSeq and is a predicted model, not a curated record. Gene Ontology annotation, biological process: lipid metabolic process. Lineage: Eukaryota; Fungi; Ascomycota; Eurotiomycetes; Chaetothyriales; Cyphellophoraceae. The coding region runs from base 1 to 1389 and encodes 462 amino acids. Gene Ontology annotation, molecular function: phosphoric diester hydrolase activity. The transcript has a single exon.